AUGACCUUUCAACUUAAAAUAUUGGCUACAGCACUUUUGUCAAUGCUUUUAUUGAGUAGAAUUUUCUCUCGUAUUCAAUGGGGAGCCCUUUGUAUUUCUGUUUUGGGUGUUUGUCUUGUACAGAUUUCAAAAGAUUCUGUGAAUGAAUCACCCGAACAUAAAAAUGAGGAAUUAAUUGGUUUAUUAACUAUUUUUGUUAUGUGUUGGACAUCUGCUUUUGCCGGGGUUUAUUUGGAAGCAGUUCUUAAACAAAGUUCUUGUGAUAUUUGGAUGCAGAAUAUUCGUAUUAGUUUAAUUACUCUUCCAUUUGCUUUACUCACAAUUGUCAAUGAUGCGGAUAAAAUUCAGAAAAGGGGAAGUUUCUUUGCUGGUUGGACUUGGCGACUUUGGUUAAUUGUAUUAAGUAGCUCUGCUAAUGGACUUAUUGUUGCUUUUGUAGUGAAGUAUGCCGACAAUAUCAAAAAAAGUUAUUGUCAAACUGUGGCACUUGGCGGCACAGCUAUCUUGUCAAUACUUUUGGGAGACUCACAAUUCUCCUUUUCCUUAAUAGGAGGUGUUUCUUUGGUUAUCUGUUCAGUAUUUUUGUAUACAUUAAAUCCUCCAAAAUUGCCAACACACGAAGUGCCAAAUGAUGAAAAAUUUUUAAUGGAUGAGGACAAUGAAAGCAGUGAAGAAGAGGAUGAAGAGAGAUUAGAAAUGUUUUUGGAUUACAAAAAAAAAAAUCAAGAUGUUAUCAACAUAGACCCAACUCUAAAACAACAAUCUAAUGAAGCAUUAAUAUCUUUUGAAAGUCAUACACUUCGCACGGCAGCUUCAAAAUUGCAAAUUGUGAUUGGUAACAUAAAAGAACGAUUGAGCCUUUCGGUUAGUAAAUUUGAGGAAAGGGGGAAUGGCGUCAAUUUCUUUUAA
Messenger RNA from Meloidogyne enterolobii, 909 nucleotides. The record is from the annotation of a GenBank genome assembly. NCBI's taxonomy places the organism in Eukaryota, Metazoa, Nematoda, Chromadorea, Rhabditida, Meloidogynidae.